AUGCUUCCAGCACAGCUCUCGGCUCUGCGCGCGACAGCUGCAGCCUCUGUAUUGCAUCGCUUGCCGUCCUCGAUGCACAAACUAGCUCUACCGGCUACGAGUCAGCGACUUGCAGCUGGAUAG
This is a messenger RNA of Peronospora matthiolae, 123 nucleotides long. The record is from the annotation of a GenBank genome assembly. NCBI's taxonomy places the organism in Eukaryota, Oomycota, Peronosporomycetes, Peronosporales, Peronosporaceae.